This is a messenger RNA of Solea senegalensis (Senegalese sole), 2835 nucleotides long. It is a transcript of the gene tmtc4, whose product is annotated as transmembrane O-mannosyltransferase targeting cadherins 4. The transcript has 18 exons. Gene Ontology annotation, molecular function: protein binding; mannosyltransferase activity. Gene Ontology annotation, biological process: protein O-linked glycosylation via mannose; endoplasmic reticulum unfolded protein response. The record is from RefSeq and is a predicted model, not a curated record. Gene Ontology annotation, cellular component: endoplasmic reticulum. The coding region runs from base 491 to 2710 and encodes 739 amino acids. NCBI's taxonomy places the organism in Eukaryota, Metazoa, Chordata, Actinopteri, Pleuronectiformes, Soleidae.
AGUGCUGCAGCCCGAGCGUGUACAUUUGUUUACAGCCGCGAGUGCUCCGUGUGUAACUCGUCGUUAACGCUUUAGGUUAAUGAAAAUCCUGUCAGUUUGGGUGGGAAAUAUUUAGAAUAUACAACGUUUAUUAGCGACACUUCAGCUACCGCGCGACUGCUAUGUAUGUGCUGUAUAACGAGUGUAACAUUGGCUAACAAAACAUGCUAAAGACACGGUUUAUUAGCCUUCUAAAAACCAGUGUAACCUUUACGUUACAGCGUCAUGUAAUGGUCUUGGACACUAUUAUUAUUCUUCCUCACUAUUUUAAAGUGCAUCAUUAAUCCUCACGUUGGUUUCUGGUACGUUACUUGCCUCAUUCAGUGAUCUAAACUAAACGGUUGCGAGUUAGCAAGCUGCAAGGUAAGCUGACAUGGGAGUCACAGAAGACGGGGUGACCUCUCACUACAGAUCUCUGACAAUAUAUGAAUGACCAAAGACCUGGUGCAUCAUGGCGUUGUCUGAAGUUUAUUGGGAUCACCAGAUACCUCUGCCAAAGCUUGCUCCAGUCCAGGCCAAGGUCACAGUUGCCUUGGUGGCACUCCUGUGCUUCAUCAGCAGUUAUGACGGGGAGUUUGUGUUUGACGAUUCAGAAGCAAUCGUCAACAACAAGGACUUGAAGCCAACAACUACCCUGAGCAACAUCUGGACCAAUGAUUUCUGGGGAAGCAACCUGAGCAGCAACUCGAGUCAUAAAUCUUACCGACCUCUUACUGUCCUUACAUUUAGGCUGAACUACCUCUUGGCUGGAGGGCUGCAUCCUGUUGGCUUCCAUGUACUGAACAUUGUCCUCCAUGCCAUCAUAUCUGCCCUUAUGAUUGAUGUGUUUGCUGUCCUGAUUGGUGGACUGGCCUAUGAUGAGAAUGGUUGGAUAAUGAACUAUGCCCCCAAGACUUCCCUGCUUGCUGCCUUCUUCUUUGCUGCACACCCAGUUCACACAGAAAGUGUGGCUGGUAUAGUGGGUCGAGCAGAUCUUUUAUGUGCUCUGUUCUUCCAGCUCUCCUUCCUCACCUACUGCAAAGCUUUUAACAAAGGAAGAGAUGGCCAGUUUUCCUUGCAGUGGGUUGUGGUUAGCCUCUUGCUGUGUGCUGCAGCGAUGCUCUGUAAAGAACAAGGCAUCACGGUCUUGGGUGUGAAUGCAGCCUUUGAUGUCCUCCUGAUCUGUAAUGUUAAUGUGUACGAACUCAGCCAGAGGCUACUCCUUAGGAAGAAUCCACUCAAUGUGAGUGACAUAUUACGAACAGGACUGCUUACACGGUUGGUGCUCAUGGGUCUCGGAGGACUCUCAAUGCUCUAUGCACGCUGGAGGAUCAUGGGAACAGGACCGCCAGCAUUCACUGAAGUAGACAACCCUGCCUCUUUUGCAGAAAAUGUAUUUCUUCGAAUAGUGAACUAUAAUUACUACUACUCGCUGAAUGCCUGGCUGCUGCUGUGUCCCUGGUGGCUGUGUUUUGAUUGGUCCAUGGGCUGUGUGCCUCUCAUUAAGGGAGCAACUGAUUGGAGGAUAGUGUGGUUACUGCUGCUCUGGUGCAUCCUGAUAGGCUUGAUAAGCCAAGCCUUAUGCUCGCAGGACAGCCAGAGAAGGAGGACACUGACCUUGGGCCUGGUGCUGCUGGUGGUUCCUUUCCUGCCAGCCUGUAACAUUUUUUUCCGAGUGGGCUUUGUCAUUGCUGAGAGAGUGCUCUACCUCUCUUCGGCUGGCUACUGCUUACUGCUGGCCUACGCCGUGGGACACUGCUGCUAUCGUUGGACCAAAUACAGGAGGUUGCUGUGUGUGUCGGUGCUUUUACUACUGUGUGUGCAUGUAGCUCGCUGUGCUCUCCGCAGUUACCAGUGGCGGUCAGAGCAAAGCCUCUUCACCAGUGCCCUGUCUGUGUGUCCACUCAAUGCCAAGGUCCAUUACAAUGUAGGCAAGAACCUGGCUGAUAGAGGAAAUGCAAGUGCUGCUAUUGGAUAUUACAGAGAGGCAGUCAGGCUUCAUCCUACUUAUGUCCAUGCCAUGAACAACCUGGGGAAUAUCCUGAAGGAGCGGAAUGAGCUAAUUGAGGCAGAGCAGCUUUUGUCUAAAGCUGUUUCCAUUCAGCCUGACUUUGCUGCUGCUUGGAUGAAUCUAGGAAUAGUUCAGAACAGCUUGCAGAAAUUUGAGGAAGCGGAGCAGAGCUACUGGAAUGCCAUUCGCUUCCGGAAGAAAUACCCAGAUUGCUACUAUAACUUGGGGCGCUUGUAUGCUGACCAGAACAGACAUGUGGAUGCCCUGAAUGCAUGGAGGAAUGCAACGGUGCUGAAACCUGACCACAGCCUGGCUUGGAACAACAUGGUUAUUCUGCUGGACAACACUGGUAACUUGGGUCAAGCAGAACUAAUUGGCCGUGAAGCUCUGAGGCUCCUCCCCAACGACCACACUGUCAUGUUUUCACUGGCUAAUGUCCUUGGAAAAUUACAGAAAUACAAGGAAUCCGAGGGCUUCUUCCUUCAAGCUCUUCGGAUCAACCCAAGUGCUGCCAGUUGCCAUGGCAAUUUAGCUGUGCUGUAUCAUCGCUGGGGAAAACUGGAGCUGGCAAAGAAACACUAUGAGCUGUCUCUAAAGAUGGACCCUGAUGCUCCUGGGACCAGAGACAACUACAACAUGCUGCAACGUAAACUGGACCAGCUUAAACACAACACACCCUGAAAGAACCCAGUUGGAUCCUUGUCUGCUGUGACAGGGAUGUUUUCCAUUGUUCUAUUUGGUAUGACCUCAGUUGACUGAUUCUAUCUUUGUACCAUUUAGAAAUAAAGACCAAGAUUUGUCUAUGA